This is a messenger RNA of Penicillium verrucosum, 615 nucleotides long. RefSeq names its product peptide chain release factor family protein. Gene Ontology annotation, cellular component: mitochondrion. Gene Ontology annotation, molecular function: translation release factor activity. Gene Ontology annotation, biological process: translational termination. The record is from RefSeq and is a predicted model, not a curated record. NCBI's taxonomy places the organism in Eukaryota, Fungi, Ascomycota, Eurotiomycetes, Eurotiales, Aspergillaceae. The transcript is spliced from 3 exons. The coding region runs from base 1 to 615 and encodes 204 amino acids.
AUGACUUACCCAAAUCACAAACAUCAAAGCAAUGUUCUCCCGCCUACGCUGGCGGACAUCGUCCCGAACACUCUCAGCCCCUACCCGACUCUUCAGCCAAACCCCCAUCGUCCCCGCAAAACCCCUCCCCCCCGACUUAAGAUCAACGAUGCCGACAUAUCAAUAUCCUACCUAAAAGGCACCGGGCCUGGCGGACAGAAGAUCAACAAAACCAACUCCGCCGUCCAAAUUAUCCACAAGCCCAGCGGGGUGGUGAUCAAAUGCCAAGCGACGCGCUCGCAGUCGCAGAACGCGAAGAUUGCGCGCUCGUUGCUCGCUGAUAAAGUCGAGGCGCAGGAGAAGGGGGAUAAGAGUCGGGUUGCGAUUAAGGCUGCGGCGGCGAAGAAGAAGAAGGCUAGUAAGGUGAAGAAGACUAGGAGAAAGUAUCGGGAGCUUGGAGAGGGCGGAAAGCAGGGGGAAGCUGAUAUGGAGGAAGAGGAUGAGAUUGAGAUUAUAUGGGAUGAUGAUGUAAAGGAGGGAGAGAAUAAGGAGGCUAUAUUGGAAACCAAGCCGGAAACUGAGCCGGAAACUGGGGGUGAGGCUAAACCCUCUGAAGAGUCCGGAAAGACUUCAUGA